This is a messenger RNA of Thlaspi arvense, 1245 nucleotides long. The record is from the annotation of a GenBank genome assembly. NCBI's taxonomy places the organism in Eukaryota, Viridiplantae, Streptophyta, Magnoliopsida, Brassicales, Brassicaceae.
AUGCUUUUUUCAUUUAAUAUGCAAUUCCACUUGAUACAUGAUACAUGCUAUAAGUGCUGGAGGAAUUUCUGGUUUAAAAUUACCAACAUCGCUUUCAGAGAGUCCGAAUUUGUGAAAUGUUCUGUUUCAGACGAUGAAGAAACCAAAAGGGUGGCUAGGGUUUCGUUCGUGCAGCUCAUGCUUGAAUGGGUUUCAAGAUUUUCCGGUGAAGCCAUCGAAAGUUUCGAACUUUCUCUAUCAAAACCGGUGGGUUUCGAAACAGAAAUCAACUCACUUAUUGAAUUCGUCGUCCCAAAACCAGUCAAGAAUCUAGUUCUUGAUAUCUUAGAUCGUUCUUGGAUCACCAAUAAUGAAGCAGCAACAAAAGCAAUUUUGGUUCAAUUGCCUGCAUGCUUUUACAAUCUAACAAGCCUCGAGUCACUGAAGCUUUUUGCUUGCGGUUUUGAUCCAUCAAGGCUCACAAAACCAGGUACGCUAAAACUUCUCUCUUUCGGGUGGAUCCAACUCAAAAACAUCAUGUCUUAUAUAUCAAGGACUCCAAUUCUCGAGAGUCUAAGCAUGCAAAAUUGCUGGGACGUUGGUCUCGAAGAGAUAACCAGAGAUAACAGCCGGUUAAGAGAAUUAGUAUUUGAGAAUUGCGAUUUGGCCACCACCUAUUCUACACUCGACUUGCCCAAUAUUCAGAUCUUCAAGAUAAUGGAAGAAGCAUACUUGGAUUUUGGGGCGGAGACAGAGUACGAUGAAGAAACAGGAACACUUCUUUGUGGUCUCCUUUACAAUCUGUUAUCCGCCAAGAAGUUAACAUUCUGUCCUUUUCUCAUUCAACUGAUUCAAGAUGGUGAGGAUAAUGCAAGCAUCAAUGGAAAUACAACAUCUGGUAAUGAAGAUAAAUAUGCUUCCCAGCUCAUGAUCAACAGCUGUCUAGACUUGGAAACUCUAACUUUCCAAAUGGUUGCUCCUAGAUCUGUCUCAACAACAACUUCUGGGAUUGAUCCAGAAACUUAUUGGAGGUUUGAAAUCAACCUCUGGGUGCUCAAAGAAGACGUUGAAGGUUGUGGAGUUGAGGAACUUCAGUGGAAGCUCUUUCUGAUUCGGUGUGGUCGUGUGUUGGAAAGGGUUGACCUUUGUUUUCCUUGUCGAGUGGAGGAGAGUCAAAGGAUGUUGGCACUUGCUGCUGUUGAGAAAAUUGGGACUACCUUCAAGACAGCUUCUGAGCGUUUAAGGAUUUUUGUGCACAACAGUUGA